This is a messenger RNA of Dicentrarchus labrax (European seabass), 7308 nucleotides long. It is a transcript of the gene slc12a5b, whose product is annotated as solute carrier family 12 member 5b. Bases 467 to 5029 code for a protein of 1520 amino acids. Gene Ontology annotation, biological process: potassium ion import across plasma membrane; chloride transmembrane transport; chloride ion homeostasis. Gene Ontology annotation, cellular component: membrane. Gene Ontology annotation, molecular function: ammonium channel activity; potassium:chloride symporter activity. The record is from RefSeq and is a predicted model, not a curated record. The transcript has 27 exons. NCBI's taxonomy places the organism in Eukaryota, Metazoa, Chordata, Actinopteri, Moronidae.
CUCCAUCCAUCCCUCUCUCAUGAUGAGAUGGAUGAUGAUGAUCGUGCGUGAGGGAGAGAAAGAGAGAGAGAGAGGAAGGGAGGGAGGGAUAAUACCUUCUGAAUACAUGAUGAAUGUAGUCAUCAGGCUUAAACUGACUGGGGGGCGAGUGGUGCACAGAGACUGAGAGCGUGCAUGUGAGUGACACCGAGCACCAUCAUCAACUCUCCCCCUGCAGCCUCUCUCAGUCUCUCCAUCCUCCUCCUGAAGAGAGACAGGGGGAAUCACGCAACUGACAAGAUAACUAAAAGAGAGGAUAAAAUGUUGCUUACCUUUCUCUACAGUUUUUUUAACUGAGCUACCAGAGGCAGUGAGACGCAGAAGUAAAGCGCAUCUUGUCGUAGGCUCCUGCCCACCCAGAGCUUUUCUUUCUGAGCAACAGGAUCAAGAGCUGUGCUCAGUGCGCACAGCCUGAGGAGGAGAGAGGAUGCUGAACAACAUGACAGACUGCGAGGAGGGAGAGGGGGGACCCAACAGCCAGGGUGAUGGGAUCCCCAAAGAGAGCAGCCCUUUCAUCAACAGCAGUGCAGCCAGUGACGCGGAGAAGAGCCAGCAGUAUGACGGAAAGAAUAUGGCUCUGUUUGAGGAGGAGAUGGAUACCAGUCCAAUGGUCUCCUCUCUGCUCAGCAGCCUGGCCAACUACUCCAACCUGCCAACAGGCAGCAAAGAGCAUGAAGAGGCUGAGAAUAUCGAGGAGGGGGCACGUCCGUCUAAAAAACCUGUCAAGGCUCCACAGCUGGGCACUCUGAUGGGUGUGUACUUGCCGUGUAUCCAGAACAUUUUUGGGGUGAUCCUCUUCCUGCGGAUGACCUGGAUGGUUGGGAUCGGAGGCGUCUUCGGCUCUUUCAUAAUCGUCUUCAUGUGUUGCUCCACCACGAUGCUCACAGCCAUCUCCAUGAGUGCCAUUGCAACAAAUGGGGUUGUACCAGCUGGAGGAUCAUAUUACAUGAUCUCUCGCUCCCUGGGGCCUGAGUUUGGUGGCGCUGUUGGGAUCUGCUUCUACUUAGGCACCACUUUUGCAGGUGCCAUGUACAUUCUUGGCUGUAUUGAAAUUCUGCUGAUUUACAUCAUUCCUCAGGCAGCCAUCUUCAAGAUCGAGGGCCUUGAGGGACCAGAGGCAGAGUUGGCUCUCCUUAACAACAUGCGGGUGUACGGCACCCUUGUACUGAGCUUAAUGGCACUGGUGGUGUUCGUGGGGGUCAAAUAUGUGAACAAGCUGGCACUGCUCUUCCUGGCCUGUGUCAUCCUCUCCAUCCUGGCUGUUUAUGCCGGAGUCAUCAAGACCGCCAUCGACCCCCCUGUCUUCCCCGUCUGCCUCCUGGGAAAUCGGACUCUUGUUUCUAAAGGAUAUGACAUCUGUGCAAAGGUCAUUGAAAUAGACAAUGAAACCAUCACCACCAAACUGUGGAGGUCCUUCUGUGAUUCUGAGUACCUCAAUGCCACUUGUGACGAAUACUUUACCAACAACAACAUCACAGAGAUACAAGGCAUCCCAGGGGUCACUAGUGGCAUCCUGGCAGAGAACCUGUUUGGUAACUACCUGGAAAAAGGGAUGAUCCUGGAGAAGCGUGGGCUUUCAUCGGACGUGGAUCCAGAUAGUCCCACAACUAGCUCCAACCGCUACGUCUUGGCUGACAUCACCAGCUUCUUCACCCUGCUGGUCGGGAUAUACUUUCCAUCUGUCACAGGUAUCAUGGCGGGCUCUAACCGCUCUGGAGACCUGCGUGAUGCUCAGAAGUCGAUCCCCAUCGGCACAAUUGCAGCCAUCACCACCACAUCUACUGUGUACAUGUCUUGUGUGGUGUUGUUUGGUGCCUGUAUAGAAGGAGUAGUCCUAAGGGACAAGUUUGGUGAAGGGGUCAAUGGUAACCUGGUGAUUGGAACUCUGGCAUGGCCAUCUCCAUGGGUCAUUGUGUUUGGCUCUUUCUUUUCCACUUGCGGAGCGGGGCUUCAGAGUCUGACUGGAGCUCCACGUCUCCUACAGGCCAUCUCUCGAGACGGCAUCAUCCCAUUUCUUAGAGUGUUUGGACAUGGGAAAGCUAACGGGGAGCCCACCUGGGCCCUCCUGCUCACAGCUUGCAUAUGUGAGAUUGGCAUCAUCAUUGCGUCCCUGGAUUUAGUGGCACCCAUCCUCUCCAUGUUCUUCUUGAUGUGCUACAUGUUUGUCAAUCUGGCCUGUGCUCUGCAGACUUUGCUGAGGACACCAAACUGGAGGCCACGCUUUAAGUUCUACCACUGGGCUCUGUCUUUCUUGGGUAUGAGCCUGUGCCUGUCACUCAUGUUCAUCUGUUCCUGGUAUUACGCCAUAAUCGCCAUGGGCAUCGCCACCUGCAUCUACAAAUACAUUGAGUUCUGUGGAGCCGAGAAGGAGUGGGGUGAUGGAAUACGUGGCAUCUCUCUUAGUGCUGCUCGCUUCGCUCUCAUGAGGCUGGAGGAGGGACCGCCACACACCAAGAACUGGAGGCCUCAGAUCCUGGUUCUGGUGAGUGUGGACUCCGAGCAGAACGUAGAACAGCCUCGUCUGAUCUCUCUGACCAAUCAGCUGAAAGCAGGGAAGGGUCUGACCAUCGUUGGCACCUCAGUUCAAGGAACCUUCCUCGAUAACUACACUGAGGCCCAGAGGGCAGAUCAGUCUUUGCGUAAGUUGAUGGAGACAGAGAAGGUGAAGGGCUUCUCUCAGGUGGUCAUCUCCUCCAAUCUGAGAGAUGGGACGUCCCACCUGAUCCAGGUUGGAGGACUGGGAGGUCUGAAGCACAACACUGUGAUGGUGAGCUGGCCCCGAAACUGGAAACAGCCUGAGUAUCACCAUCAGUUUAGGAACUUUAUCGAGGUGGUUAGAGAGACAACAGUAGCCAGUCUGGCCUUGUUGGUUCCUAAGAAUAUCUCCAGCUACCCGUCCAAUGGAGAGCGCUUCACUGAAGGUCACAUAGAUGUGUGGUGGAUUGUACAUGACGGAGGCAUGUUGAUGCUUCUGCCCUUCCUGCUGCGCCAACAUAAGGUGUGGAGGAAGUGCAAGAUGCGCAUUUUCACUGUAGCUCAGAUGGAUGACAACAGUAUCCAGAUGAAGAAAGACCUCAUUACCUUCCUCUAUCACCUGCGUAUUGAUGCUGCGGUGGAGGUGGUGGAGAUGCAUGACGGAGACAUCUCAGCCUACACCUAUGAGAAGACAUUGGUAAUGGAGCAACGAUCACAGAUCCUCAAACAGAUGCAUCUGACCAAGAAUGAGAUGGAGAGAGAGAUCCAGAGCAUUACGGAUUCAUCCCGUGGGUCCAUCCGCCGUAAAAACCCGUCUGCCAUGCGCUCCCAGCACAGCACCGAGGAGGGAGCCAGCCUGGCAGAAAAACCAGAAGACGAGUCUGUGGCUGUCUCCAACCCAAAACAGGUACAGCUGAUCCACACUAAGAACGCUUCCACACCAACCAGCCCCACAAGCCCCACGUCUCCCGCUGGGCCCGCAGGGGGCGCUGCCACCUGGACGGACAACAAGGGCGCAGGCAAGGGGCCGACCCUUUUAUCAGCGAACCCAGAGCCAGGCAGAGACCACUUCAACAUGAAGCCGGAAUGGGAGAACUUGAACCAGACUGAUUUGAGGCGAAUGCAUACAGCUAUGCGGCUCAAUGAGGUCAUCACAAAGAAGUCCAAGGAGGCCAAACUUGUCCUGCUCAACAUGCCCGGACCACCCAAGAACCGUAACAACAAGACUAACCCCAUGGACAAUGCCGUGUACAGGGACUACCCUUUUUUUACCGACAUACAGGUCAUGAUAUUCCUUGGCUUUGGGUGCCUGCUGGCAUUUUUUCGACUUUAUGGCUUUGGGGGGAUGGUUUUUAACUUCCUCACGGCUACUUUUGCCAUCCAGUGGGCCAUUUUAGUGCAGGGGUACUUCCAGUUCAGCCAUGAUGGUAAGAUUCACCUUGGAGUGAUCAAUCUCAUAAAUGCAGAGUUUGCCUGUGCUGUGGUGCUGAUAUCUUUCGGGGCAGUGCUGGGCAAGACGAGUCCUCUGCAGCUGCUGGUCAUGGCUCUGCUGGAAGUGCCUGUGUUUGCAGUCACAGAAUGGGCCGUGCUCAAGUAUCUGAAGAUCAACGACGCAGGAGGCUCUAUUCUCAUUCACCUCUUUGCCUGUUAUUUUGGCCUGGGUGUCACUUUUGUACUCUACAGGCCUUCCCUAAAUGAAGGUCACGCAAAGGAGAACACCAGCUACCAGUCUGACAUCCUCUCUGUGAUGGGGACCUUGUUCCUCUGGGUGUUUUGGCCCUCCUUUAACUCAGCUUUAACCCUGAAAGGAGACGACCAGCACAGAGCCAUACUCCACACCUUCAUCGGCCUCAGUGCCUCCACGCUCACAGCUUUCGCUCUCUCUGCCAUGCUGAACAAAAAUGGAAAGCUCACCAUGGCUGAUGUUCAGAAUGUGACCCUGGCUGGAGGCGUGACGGUCGGGGCAUCUGUGGAUAUGAUGAUAUCGCCUGCAGCUGCGUAUGCUCUAGGUAUGAUGGGCUGCAUUGCGUGUAUGCUGGGCUACAAGUACUUGAGCCCUUUCCUGGCACGGCGCCUCAGGAUCCAGGAUCAGUGUGGAAUACAUAAUUUGCACGGUCUAACUGGACUUAUAUCCUGUGCUGCUGGGAUAUGUGCUAUACUGAUGGCUAAAGAGGAGGUUUAUGGCCCCAGUUUGUAUGAGAUCUUUGCCCACAGAGCACCAGUGGAAGGAGACCCUAAGCUCCAGGAGCUCCAGAUGUUGAUCCCUGGGUUACAGCCAGGGUUGGGAAGAACUGCCAGGGAACAGGCUCUGUUCCAGGUCGCAGCUGUGUUCUCCACAAUAGGAGUGUCAGCGCUGGGAGGCGUCCUUACAGGCUUUGUGUUGAAGCUGCCGCACCUCGCGUCACCAUCCGAUGAGUUCUGUUUUGACGACGAGACGUUUUUUGAUGUUCCUCCGGACUACGAUUCACCACUUAAACUCAAUAACACAAUUACAACAGAGGAUUCUGCUGCUUGACAUGCAGCAGCCAAGUGUGGUCAAUGCAUGUGACUGAAGAAGAAAAUGUAAAUACGCCUAUGACUAUUAACUACUAAUUCAAUGUUUAUAUCCAUUACAUUGUAAAUUAUUUGAUUAAUAUCUAAAAACACUGUCGGGUACACUGUCCAAAACUAUCUAAUACAAUCAGUAAUUGUGUUAUUUAUUGUCUUUCAUGAAAACAUAAAAGUAAAUUAAGUGUUAUUGCUCUCUUGGCCAAAUUCUCAUAAGUUUGGGAUGUGAAAUUCUCUUUUUAAGUUGUGUGCCAUUUUUUCUUCAAGUAAUUAUGUCAAUAAUUCAAGCUGUGAAGAGGGAGAACAAACAAUUAAAGCUUGAGAUGUACGAUCUUGUUUCAAGGGAGUUUUCUGACAUGAAAGCAUGUAAUGUCCAACAAUUUCUAAAAAUGAAAACAUAAUAUUUACACGUAAUAACACAAAUAAGCAAACAGGGCUUGAAUCUCUACACUAAUAUUUAAAAUUUAAUUAAAAAAUACAGAUAGGAACUAAAGCAGUAAUGAAAGAUGAAGUUAAAUACAAUCAAAAACAGGAGCGAGAAAGUCUUGUAAAAAAGCAAAUAAUAAAAUAAUAAAAUCCUGAGUUGGGGGAGUUAUUUCAGUCUGAUGGUGCUUUAAAGUUAAUCAUCGCCUAGUUUCUUUACAAAUUCAAGGUACACAAAAGAAAGGGUGUGACAUUUGUUUAACUGAGUAUGAUGAUUUAAUGGAACUAAAAGCUGUUUUUAAAAUGCUGUACAUGCAUUUCAAAACAAGUCUCCCAGCUUUAAGUGGAAACCAGUGAAAUUGUGGGAAAGCGCUAUUUCAAAGUCCACCGAUGUGUAAGAUAAGGAGUAAAGAGAGUAUAAAGAGUAACUAACAGAUAUUUUAAACUGCAUUCAAAGGAUGGGUUUCAGAGGUGUUCUGGUACAUGAUGUUAUAAUCUAUAACAGGGAAUAAAAGAUGGGGGUCUAUUCGUUUUAUCACUUUGUUGUCACUGUUGUACUGUGAAUAGCUUUUUAAUACAACUCAAACUAUAACACUAGAUGGCGACAUAGAGCCGUGACACAAGGUCCUCUCACUGAGUUCUCGCGUGGAAAAGCGCGAUUCCAAAGUCCCACGGGACUUUGUGCCCUCAGUGAUGCUUUACAGGAGAGGAAGAGGAGGGUUGUUCCUGUGAGAGAAGAAGCUGUUAGUCCACGGACCUUCAGGGGACGCCAAAGCAAAGGCCACUGAACUUUCAGCAACAACCAUUACUCCUAACUUCCUGUCUACACCGGAAGUGGAAAUCAUACAGAAUUUCCUCUAAAUUUCUGAUCUGCUUUUAUGUUAUGGCCCACCUGUUCUGGACCUAUAAGAGCUAUAUAGGGACCAUUGACAGUAUAUAUAUAUAAGUAUUUAAAUGUAUGGUAGUGGUGAAGGAAGUAUUCAGGUCCUAAAAGUACUGACCACACUGUAAAGUCUUACAUUUGAAAUGUUACUUAAGGAAAAUUACAAAGGUUUUAUCAGAAAAGUAUCAAAUCCUCAAAAGUACUCACUGCAGAGAAAUUGGCCCUGUGAAUGUAUAUAAUAGUAUAUAUACACAUAUAUACUAUUUACUCUUUAUAUACACAUAUAUACUAUUUACUAUUUAUAUACACAUAUAUACUAUUUUGUUAAGAUAUAACUCUACUAGUGUUGAAGCAGCAUUUUCUCUUACAGUUUUUUUUUUUAACAAUUUUACAUUGGGUCGUAAUUAUUAUUUUCAUUAGGGAUUCAUUUUUAUUUUGUCCAAUCCAAACCUCAAAUAUUCAGUUUAAGCUACAUUUUAAGACAAGAAAUGCAGUAUACGUUCACAUUUAAGAAACUGAAGCUGUGAAAGGUUUGACAUGACUUAAAGGAUUAUUCGGUUUUUAAAUCUGUGACUGACUCAUUGUCUGAUAAGUGGCAAAUCUACAAAUGAAUGAAUUGACUAGAAAUGCAUCAUGUUAAAGUAACUACAGCUGUCAAAUAAUUGCAGCAGUGGAGGCAGAAGACCUCAGUUUCAGAAAAGAGAGCGGUCAAGUUUGUUGUGUUUAUUUCAUUAUGUCAUUGUUUUGGCAAUGUACACAUCUGUUAACUAAAACUAAACUAAAAACUAAAACUAGGUCUGAAAAAACAUUUCUGUUAACUGAAAUAAAAAUAGAAACUAUAUAAUAUUGUGUUCUUACACAACUAACAAACACUUUAGUUGUAUUCAUUUAUUACUUUAUUUUAUUAUUAUUUAUUAAAAGAAGUUUACAACGAGCUCAAA